Messenger RNA from Prorocentrum cordatum, 948 nucleotides. The record is from the annotation of a GenBank genome assembly. NCBI's taxonomy places the organism in Eukaryota, Dinophyceae, Prorocentrales, Prorocentraceae.
AUGACCGUCGGCGCCCACUGCACCGCCUCCAUGUUCCGCGCGAGCCUGGUGGCGGCGCUGCUGCCGUGCGCCACCAGGGUCCAUGCGCUGUCGAUGCUGCAGGGCGCGGCGGUGCCUCCACAGCCUGGAGGCGGCACUGCCGCGUCCCUGGCCGCCGCGGGCCACGGCGGCGAGGACGUCGACUGCCUCGUCGUCGUCCGUACGCACAGGCCCAUGCCGGGAAUGCUGGAGCGCUUCCGGGAGCACACGGAGGACCUCCGGCGACACUUGCCUUCCGCGCGCCUGGUGAUCUCGGUGGACACUUCCGGGCCCGAUGGCCCCGCCGUGCUGGAGGAGGUGCGCCGCCACGCGCCGGGCGCAAUCCUGCACUCGUACGGCUGGGGUGACGUCGUCGCCAGGUACCCCGCACUGGCCGCGCUGGAGUUCGCGAGCGCGUGGAGCUUCCACACGGAGCCCCUGCUCCUGGCCGUGGAGCACGCGGGGCGGGUGCUGGGCCUCGCGGGGGGCGCCCGCGUCUGGGCGCUGGAGGACGACGUGUUCUUCUGCGGCGGCCUGAGCGCCUUCGUGUCCGCCUACGAGGCCGACCCGUCCGACCUGCUCGGCAUCGGGGACACCCCGACCGGCCACUGGCUUCACCGCCAGGCGGGCUCGGCCGCCUUCCUGCGGCGGUACCCCGCGGAGGUGCGUCUGGCGGGGCCGGAGGUGGUCCAGCGCUUCUCCGCGCGGCUGCUGGAGCAGCUCGGGCGGCAGGCGGAGGAGGGCGUCACCGCCUGGAGCGAGAUGUUCGCGGCGACGGCGUGCAGGGCCGGCGGAUUCCUCUGCGCGGGGCUGCGGGACGAGCACGUGGGCGUGCACGGAGACAAGGUGACCCUGGACCGCCAGCAGGCGGAGGCCGCCUGCCGCGAGCGCCUGGGCGUCCCCAGCGCCAACCACGCCGCCAAGUUCUGA